This is a messenger RNA of Cucurbita pepo subsp. pepo (vegetable marrow), 1062 nucleotides long. RefSeq names its product putative WRKY transcription factor 7. Gene Ontology annotation, molecular function: DNA-binding transcription factor activity; sequence-specific DNA binding. Lineage: Eukaryota; Viridiplantae; Streptophyta; Magnoliopsida; Cucurbitales; Cucurbitaceae. Gene Ontology annotation, biological process: regulation of DNA-templated transcription. The record is from RefSeq and is a predicted model, not a curated record.
CUCCUCCUUUAUCAAAUAUUUUUCUUUUUCUUAGGCCCCAAGUGUUUGAUGGGUCUGUAGAUAUGGCGAUGGAGCUCGUGCCCCAGCUCUCCCCGCUCUCCGACUCCACCACCAACAAUAUGGAAGCCAACGCAGUUCAAGAAUCCGCCUCCGCCUACGACAGCGUCGACCAGCUCAUCCGAGUGUUCUCCAAUGCCUACCAACCCUCGCCCUCUAUUCAAUCCCCCAAUUCUAAUCAUUCCAAUUCCACCCUCGAUUUCCCUACCGAUGCUGUCUCCAAGUGUAAGAAGAUCAUUUCUCUCAUGGGUCGGAGCCGGGUCGGCCACGCCCGCUUCCGAAGAGCUCCUCUCCCCGCCGUCGACCUUGUUUCUUCCUCCGGCCGAUGCCACUGUUCGAAGAAGAGAAAAUUGAGGGUGAAGAGAGUUGUGAGGAUGGCGGCGAUAAGCUUGAAAACGGCGGAUAUCCCAGCGGACGAUUAUUCAUGGAGAAAAUAUGGUCAAAAGGCGAUUAAAGGGUCUCCACAUCCGAGGGGGUAUUACAAGUGUAGCAGCAUGAGAGGGUGUCCAGCCCGCAAACACGUAGAACGGGCCGUAGACGAUCCGGCAAUUCUAGUAGUCACCUACGAAGGCGAGCACAAUCACACCCUCACCGUACCCAAAACCUCCAACAUCUCAAAGGAGAUCUGACGGUCAGUUUUUUUUCCACACUAUUUAUCAUAAUAUACAUAUAUAUUAAUCUCCGUCUCUUUUAUUGGACAAUGUGAAUUUGUUUACUUAUUAUUGAUAUUUUUUUUUUAAAAAAAAGGCCCCGAGAUUGUGGAUUUGGUAUUAAUUGGAGUAGGAUGGCUUUAUCCUUUUUCUUGAUUUGGAUUUUUGUUGCUUUUUUUAUGCCAACUUCCAACUAAACCCUUGUAUUCCUUAGCAAAACGGGUGGAGAAUGGUAAAUAUAAAAAAUGGGUAUUAAUUAUAUGUAAUUAAUGAAAGAGGAGGUUGACUAAAGCCAUAGACUUGAAGAAGUCACAGUGUGGAAGAUCCAACCUUCAAACAAUAAUAGCAAUAAAAA